Molecule: messenger RNA, 1010 nt
Organism: Vitrella brassicaformis
Lineage: Eukaryota; Vitrellaceae
Source: the annotation of a GenBank genome assembly
GGGCGAAGAAACGAAGAUCCUACCCCCCUCCCGAGAAUGUCCUCCACUUCCAGGGAUGAGCGAUGCCUGCUGGCAGUUCCGAAGAAGGGAAGGCUGCACGAGCGGUGCAUGAAGCUGCUUCAAGGAUGUGGCCUCGAGUGCGAGCGUGCUGAGCGGCUGGACAUCGCCCACUGUGACAACAUCCCCAUCACCCUGGUCUUCCUGCCCGCAGCUGACAUACCCAAAUUUGUCGGCGAGGGGAAUGUGGACAUCGGCAUCACAGGCCAGGACGUCAUCAGGGAGGAGUCUGUCGAUGUGACACAGCUGCUGGAGCUCGGCUUCGGCAAGUGUCAGCUGGCCGUGCAGGCCCCAAAGGGCCAGUACGCGUCUGCGGCUGACCUCAUCGGCAAGAAGAUCGUCACCUCUUUCCCCAACCUGACCGCGCAGUUCUUCAAGGAACUUGCCGCAAGCAAAGGGCGGACUGAGGACACGACAGUGGUGGCGGUGGGGGGGUCUGUGGAGGUCAGCUGUACCAUGGGCCUCGGUGACGCUGUCGUCGACUUGGUGGAGACCGGUGCGACCAUGGAUGCCGCCGGGCUGGAGAAGCUUGACGUCAUUCUCCGCACUCAGUGUGUCCUCAUCGCCAACAAGAGCUGCGGCCAUCCUGCCAUCGUCGACCGGCUCAAGAAGCGCAUGCAGGGGUUCCUCGACGCUCAGCAGUACUCGAUGGUGUCGUACAACGUGCACGCCGCCAACAAGGCCGCGGCCAUCGCCAUCACCCCAGGGCGGCGGUCGCCCAAUGUGACGAACCUGGAGGAGGAGGGUUGGUUUGCUAUCAGCGCGAUGGUCAAGAAGUCCGAGCUCAUGGACGUGAUGGACCGAUUGGCAGACUGUGGGGCUAUCGAUAUUCUCGCCUUCGACAUUAGGAGCUGUCGAGGGUCGGCCCAGUCACAAUGAAGAUUUAUUCAAAUGCCUAAGCCUUUAUUGGAUUGCGAUGAUUGAUAAGUGUGUUGAGCGAUGAUGAUUGGCUG